Nasonia vitripennis (jewel wasp) is the source of this 1899-nucleotide messenger RNA. RefSeq lists its product as uncharacterized. Lineage: Eukaryota; Metazoa; Arthropoda; Insecta; Hymenoptera; Pteromalidae. The record is from RefSeq and is a predicted model, not a curated record. Bases 324 to 872 code for a protein of 182 amino acids. The transcript is spliced from 4 exons.
UACUGCGUGAGCGCGCGAGGUCAACUAGCUAUGUAACCUCGUGUUCAUACCGGCAAGCCUCUCCGGGGUUUUGGCUGCUGUUUUCGUUGAUCGUUUUGAGUCUCGUCUCGUUAUCGCCUCGUCGUGUUUUAGGAAGUGGUGAAGACCUGGUUCUGAACAUUUUAGCUGCAAAGCGAUAAUUCGACUAUUGUUUCAUGCAAAUUUUUAAAGGGAUCUCGGCCCGUUGCAUGGACAUGGUUGCUAGAUGGACGUCUACAUAACCUAUAAUUUGACGUUUUCGUAUACUUACAAAAAAGUACAUCCAUCAGAUUUUGUUUGGAAGAAUGAAUCCCGAUAAAGUAGAGAUAGAUAUAGUAGACCCUGAUACGGGUAUACAAUACUUUCUAAAAGUCAGCCCAAAUGUUGCCAAUCAAGUAAAAAAUGAUGAUAACAUGCGACACCAACUAUUGCAGCAUAUGAAAAAGAUGAGUGAUGGUGAGAUAGUAAAAAUGUCAACAGCAAUGAAAUCACCUUCUAACUUGCUUGGUCCUAGCAACAAAGAGCAUUUACAAGAAACGGGAUUGCCUUUAAAAACUAUGUCUGUGCCAAAUAACUUCCAAUCGAAUGCUGAUUCGCCCGAUUCAGAUACAGAUAAUGAGUUGGAACCAUAUAUUGAUAGUGCAAAAAAAUUAAAUGAACUCAGCAGCAUGGCUCGUUCAUCUUAUUCCCCAAUUCAUAAUGCUGAAAACUAUAGUUUUGGACGUGAGGAGAACAAUGAUGAACAAGGAACAAAAUGUGAUGAUUUACGUAAGAGGAAAUACAAUAAACAAACUAGUUCAACCAAUAAAGUCAGGAAGAACAAUUACAAUGAUGUUACUGAGUUUGAUGUGUAGAUUGUCGACAAAUCCAAGAAAGCAACUAAUAAUGAAACUGGUAAUGGCGGAGUGGCACGAUGGAAUACACCUAUGACACUGCUAUUGCUUCAUACGUAUCAGGAGAUAAAACAAUUGUUUAAUGAUCCAAGCUAUACGAAACAAAAAAUUUGGAAUAAAGUACAUAUUGUAUUUGUUCAAAAUAGAUACAAUGUAACUGAAAAUCAGUGUCGUCUAAGAAUGGAGUACUUGAAAAAGGUAUACAAGGAAACUAAGGACCAUAAUAACAAAAGUGGGAACAACAGACAAGAUUUUCAAUACAUGAAUGAAAUGGACAAUCUCUUCAAAGAUGAAGUGUACAUGUCUCCAGUAUCAACAGCAUCAUCUAUUUGAGGUUCUGAUAGUGAGUCAGAAGAUGAGUUUACUGGGUCAACAAGGUAGAAGAAGAAAGCUUUGAAACAAAGCGAUAUAUUACAAGAACUUUUGGAAGAAAGGAAAAAAGCCGAAAGCAAAAAGAAGUUCAAAUGGAAUUAAAAGCUAAAGUCUCUAAAAAAAUGUUAUCUUUAUUGGAAAAAUCCGUUGAAAAGUAGUAUGAUAUUUUUAAUCUUCUUUCAAAUUAUUAACUUUAAUAAUUUAUUUUAUUAUUUUAUUUAUUGUCUUAAAUUUAAAUGAAAAGGUUUGUUUAAUGAAACUUAAUUAUUUCAAUUUAUUGAGGUGCAAUUACGUAUUGCGAAAAGUACAAAAAAUUUAUAAGAAAGUUAUGUUUUAUUUCAAUGUGAAUAACAUUGAAAAUUUCGAAAAUAUUGUUAAGAAAUAACUUAUGAAAAAAUUAUAUUAUAAGAACAAUGUGAUCAACUAAUCAAAGAUUAGUCGUAAACAAAUAUAUUAUCCAAGUAAUUUAGUUUUAAGUAAAUAAUUAUUAUAAAAAAAAGAAUUUUUACGUUGUCAUUCAAUUACUUGAAAUAUAAAAAAAGUUAGCUACAUUGUAAUUGUGAACUGUGAUUCACGUGUAAUAUUUAUUUAACAAUAAAGGUAUAGCAUAAUUGUU